AUGGUCAAGGAGACGACGCAUGAAGGAAGCCUGGUCCUCAACAGAAGUGAGUCGAGAGGUAACUCGACAGAUAAUCCAUUCUACCUUAAAGAUCCCCUUUCUAAUUCUUCACAAGUCGUGGCUAUAUGUAACGUGUUUCACUGUGACGGAUUAUUGCUAUGCACCACAAAGGACAAGAGACUUGUGGUUUGGAAUGCAUGUUCAGGGGAAACCACGUGGAUUAAUCCUAGAGACAUCUACAGGGAAUCAGACUACUAUGCUCUCGGCUACGACUGCAAAUCCUCCGGCAAGCAAUACAAAAUCUUGAGGGUGGAUCGUGAAGAUGUACCACUCAUUAAUGAGUACGAGAUUUAUGACUUCACCUCGAACUCGUGGAGAACUCUUGGUGUGGCUACUGAUUGGUUUUUAGCACUAUAUCGUCGUGGCAUAUCAGUAAAGGGAAAUACAUAUUGGGUUGCUACUCAAGCUUUGAGUCCACAUAAUGAUUUCUUACUUAGUUUUGAUUUUUCAGCAGAGAAGUUUCAAAGUCUGUCUCUUCCUCGUCCGUUUCCGGAUAGUAUAUUGGCUUUAUCUGUGGUUAGAGAAGAGCAACUUUGUCUCUUAUCUUUAAAGGAUGCACAAUUACAAGUGUUGGUGACAACUAGUACAGGAUCAUGGAGCCAGCUCCUAGAUGUGACAGCUAAAUAUGUGAUAAGUAGUAGUUUGUUUUCUAAAGGGAUGAGUUUCUUGGCAGACAAGCAGAGCAAAGUUGUAAGGUGUCUGAACUCCAACGUCUUAUACACUGUGCAAGAAAAUAAAGACAUACAAACGAAUCGGCUUGGAAGAGGCAAAAGGGAAAGCAUCACGCAUGAUAAUUUUCAGUCUAGCUCAGUUCUUCUGGAUUAUGCUCCAAGUUUCACUCAAACCCAACAAGGUUAUACACUUCCUGGAGGACGCAAAAGGAAAUCACCAAGGCCGUCUUUUAGCACGUGCAACUGGAGCGGUCGAACAGGGUCCAAAAUUUUAAAGGGUCCAUAA
Messenger RNA from Raphanus sativus (radish), 1017 nucleotides. RefSeq names its product putative F-box protein At3g23260. The transcript is spliced from 3 exons. Bases 1 to 1017 code for a protein of 338 amino acids. The record is from RefSeq and is a predicted model, not a curated record. NCBI's taxonomy places the organism in Eukaryota, Viridiplantae, Streptophyta, Magnoliopsida, Brassicales, Brassicaceae.